AUGAUGACUUUUUAUGGCUUUCAGGACAUGGGCAUCUGCAGCAGCAAGAAAAACGUUCCCUAUGAGUUGUCCGACGAUCAAAUUGCAGCGAUUCGGGAGGUUUGGAUACGGUUUGACAAUCGAAGAAUGCAAAAAAUGGAACAUUUAUUUGAUUUCAGAGCUAAGACGGAUAAUGUCGGCAAGAAGAUUCUACAGACUUUGAUUGAAAAACGCCCAAAGUUUGCUGAGUAUUUUGGCAUACAAAGCGAAUCUCUCGACAUCAGAGCCUUGAACCAGAGCAAAGAGUUUCAUUUGCAGGUGAAAAUGAAGCAUUUAGACGAAAAAAUGGUUGAAUUUUAGGCUCAUCGGAUCCAAAACUUCCUCGAUACGGCAGUCGGUUCAUUGGGAUUUUGUCCGAUUUCAAGCGUCUAUGACAUGGCCCACAGAAUUGGACAAAUUCAUUUUUAUCGGUAAGAAAAGUUUUUGGAAGUCAUACGCGGAGUCAUUUUAAAUCAUAAUGAUUUUCACCAGGUUACUUUGGAAAAAUGGUAUUUUCUGAAUUUUACUGUGAACCUCAGUAAGAAGUAAGUUACAGAGUGGCAUCAAAAUUGGCACUGAGUUUCAAUAAAACCAUGAAAUGUAUACCUUGAAUGCUCUAGUAUUUGUGAAACGUUUUUAAUGAGAAAAAGUUUGAAAAAAAUAAACCACUAAAUUUCAGAAUUAUCAAAUUAAGUUUAAUUAUUAUGGUUUCGAGGACUCCUCCCCAAAUUUUUCAGACCGGGGCAAAAAAUAGUCAUUUUUAGGCAGCUAGUGAAUAUAAACCAGGUCCUGGUUUCUCACUUACAAGUUCUUUUGAAUUCUCGUUUUUCCCAAAAAACUGCACCUCAUCCUUUUAUUUGUGACAUAUAAAACCCAAUUCGCAGUACUAAACAUUUCGUUUCAUAAGAAGGGCAGUAACUUCAACCAAGAAGAGCUCUGAAGAAGUCAUAAAGUACUGAACCUUUUUUCCAGAGGAGUAAACUUUGGCGCAGACAAUUGGCUGGUGUUCAAGAAAGUGACAGUCGACCAGGUCACUAUCGGCUACACCGAUUCCAACAGUGUCGGCGGCGUCGCCAACGACUCGGCCAGCAAUGGAACUCUCAACGGGAAAGCAUCUGGGGUCGCGGGAGAAACCAAAGAAACUCCGAACCCUGUGAGAAACUCCUCAUCUUGUUUCAAAAUUUGUAUUCGACAUUUUUCGAAGAUGAACGACGUCAACAACGUCUACAGCGGCGAGAACUGCUUGGCUCGUCUUGGCUGGAACAAACUGAUGACUGUCAUCGUUCGCGAAAUGAAGAGAGGUCAGGAAUUUUUUUAGCAUAAAGUGGCUCGCAUGUUUUUUUUUUGUAAAUGCUGUUCCUUCACAGAUAAUAACCAAACUUAUUAAUGAAUAUAAAAGAAAGUCGGCAAAGUUGAACAAAGUACUUUGACUCAGAUCGGUCAUAACCGUAUUUUUAGUAAUUGGAGAUAACUUUUGAAGCAUCAAAAGAGUUUCCUAGAGAUUCUAGAAAAACAAACUGUAAGUUUCCGUAUGUAAGGUUUUUGAAACAAAAAUCUUCCUUUAUUUCCAUUUAACACCCAUCGACUCAUAACAAUGUUUCAAAUUGCAACUUUUCCAGGUCAAUAUGCAAUGUUCUUACAAGAAAAUUACGAUUCUGAUCAGUUUGAAAAUGCUUCGGAGGAUUAUCCAGUGUUUCAGCCCAAUUAAUCAGCAAUAAUCAGAAGAAAUUUCAGAAUUUUCAAACUCUAAUUCAUUUAUAAACCAUGAAACUUCUCAUCUCAAAACUUUUCAGGAUUCCUUGAAGAGGCGAUGAGAAACUGCAAGGAAGAAGAAAACACCCUAUGA
This is a messenger RNA of Caenorhabditis auriculariae, 1864 nucleotides long. The record is from the annotation of a GenBank genome assembly. Lineage: Eukaryota; Metazoa; Nematoda; Chromadorea; Rhabditida; Rhabditidae.